Thecamonas trahens ATCC 50062 is the source of this 615-nucleotide messenger RNA. RefSeq lists its product as uncharacterized. The record is from RefSeq and is a predicted model, not a curated record. The transcript has 3 exons. The coding region runs from base 1 to 615 and encodes 204 amino acids. NCBI's taxonomy places the organism in Eukaryota, Apusomonadida, Apusomonadidae.
AUGGCGUCGAGUGAUGGUGAAGCACGGCUGCACUGUCUGGGCGGAGUGCCCUCUGCCCAUAACCUCAAGCUUCUUGCCUAUGUCAAGGACGUGUGUGACUGGAGUGACGGCGACCUUGUGAUGCAGUUUCUGCAUGCGAUCAUCGAUGACCUCUGCUCCAAGCCGCAGUCGUACGUGCAGCGGUUCCAAGAGUGCGCGUCGAUCGACUCGAUUCUCGGCUCGGUGGAGGCCUUCAAGCUGCUGUUCACCAACGCGAUCAAGUUCUCGCUGUCGAACGAGGCCAUUGCCAGCGAUCUUGCCACCCUCGGCGUCGACCGCAAGCUUUUUGCGCCGAUUGUCGGCGUCCUCCGCUCGCGGACAGAUGAACUCCGACUUGCCCUUGUUGUAGCCUCGUCGCAGAUUGCCUCGGCGUACAUGACCGACUUUGACUGGAAACUCAACGUGACGCUCGGCUCGGACAAGAUCGCCGCUCUCCACCAGCCCAAGCUUCUGCUCAACGUGCAAGUCGAGCAGGUCUCGGGCGAGUCGUCGGACAUGACCGUCGAGUUCACCAAGGAGUCGCUCGACGAGAUGCUCGCCCAGAUGGAGGCGCAGAGGGUGGCGGGAGCAAAGUAG